AAGAAUCGAAAAUGUGAUGAAGCUAUGAAUCUUUAUAAGGAAAUGACUUUAAGGGGAGUUAGGCCAACAGUUGUUACUUAUAGCACCUUGCUAUCUGGCCUUUUUAUGAACGGUAAUGUCAAACAUGCAAAAAAGCUAUUUGGUGAGAUGCAACUUAGUAAUGUGCUUCCCAAUUUAAUUACGUAUCAUAUUCUUGUUGAUGGGUAUUGCAAAAAUGGUUGUGUUUUGGAGGCUGUUGAACUGUUCUAUACUUUAAUAAAUCGAAACAUUCAACCUAACAUCACAACUUUCAAUUGUCUCAUUAAUGGGUUGUGCAAAACAGGGAGACUCAAUAUUGCUUGGGAAAUGUUCAAUGGAUUUUGUAAGGAAGGAAAGUUAGAAAUGGCAAGUAAAUGUUUCUCAGAUAUGGAGCAAAAUGGUGUUGCGCCAAAUUUGGUCACUUUCAAUACGCUUAUGUCUGGUUUCUUGCAGAAUAAUGAGACUUUAAAAGUGGUGGAACUUCUUCACAAAAUGAAAGAGAGAAAUGUGAAACCAGAUGCAUCCGUAGGUUCAAUAAUGUUAGAUUUACUGGGAAAGCAUGAAGAUUAUCGUGAAGUCCUGAAUUUGCUACCAUCCUUUUCAACCCAAGAACCAACAGGAUGUCGAUUGUUGAGUAAGUGCAAUUUCCAAGGGAGUAUAGCUUAUCAAGAGAGCCCUGGCAAACGUUAAAGUUUCCCUGUAAAGAUGUGUGCCACCAUUGUAGUGGUGAUUGAAUUUAUGUGAAUCCAUUAAUGAAGAAGUCAUAUAAUUGAAGUUACA
Mangifera indica (mango) is the source of this 798-nucleotide messenger RNA. Its product is annotated as pentatricopeptide repeat-containing protein At1g62930, chloroplastic-like. NCBI's taxonomy places the organism in Eukaryota, Viridiplantae, Streptophyta, Magnoliopsida, Sapindales, Anacardiaceae. Gene Ontology annotation, molecular function: protein binding. Bases 25 to 708 code for a protein of 227 amino acids. The record is from RefSeq and is a predicted model, not a curated record. The transcript has 2 exons.